Sinocyclocheilus rhinocerous is the source of this 1699-nucleotide messenger RNA. It is a transcript of the gene skap1, whose product is annotated as src kinase associated phosphoprotein 1. The record is from RefSeq and is a predicted model, not a curated record. The transcript is spliced from 13 exons. Gene Ontology annotation, cellular component: cytoplasm; plasma membrane. Lineage: Eukaryota; Metazoa; Chordata; Actinopteri; Cypriniformes; Cyprinidae. Gene Ontology annotation, molecular function: protein binding. Bases 194 to 1342 code for a protein of 382 amino acids.
UCCGCUAACCGAUUCGUGCGUGUGUGUGUGUGGAUAUCUCUUUCAAUUCCUUUUUAUUUCAUUCUGUGAAUUCAUGUUGUGGGAUGACAAGUGACCAACAAGUUCAUUCAGAAUUUCUUUGACCUUCAAUCGUUGACAUCAGCAUAUUUUAUUAGCCUUUAUUUCUGUUGGAGUCUUACUCAGAGAGUAAGAGAUGGGGACAGUUGUUGAUGACUUCAGACAACUAUUAAAAGACUGUGAGCUGUUUGUUUUUGAGAUACUCCAGGAUGAGAAUCUCAGUAAUCCUGCUCGAGAGGCCAGGGAAAUUCUCCUACGAAAUUUUCAUGUCAUCCAAAAGAGACACCCACAAGAAUUCCCCCACAGAUUUGAAUCCAAUCUUGAGGACAGUUCAGAUGACAACCACAGCUCCAGUCUGGGACGCUCUGCCCCCUCAGAUGAUAUGUCAGUGGCCUCUGACUACCAAGAGGAAGGUGCUCCUGAACUUUUUGAAGAGAUCCCUCUGGUGGCUGCACAGGACCUGAGUAACAUCCUAAAGCAAGGCUACGUGGAGAAGAAGAGACGUGAUCACAGUUUCUUCAGCAUGGAAUGGCAAAAGCGAUGGUGUGUGCUAAACAACACCAUAUUUUAUUACUACGGGAGUGAGAAAGACAAACAGCAGAAGGGCUCAUUUUAUAUUAAUGGCUACAGUGCAGAGCUGGUGCCCAGCUUACGCAAAGACUCCAAAAAGAAUUCGUGCUUCGAGUUGAGCGCUCCUGGAAGACGUUCUUACCAGUUCACUGCCAGCAGUCCCCGUGAGGCCAGGGAAUGGGUGGACCAGAUCAAUUUUGUUCUUAAGGAUCUGAGCUCUAACUUCAUCCCCUUUGAUGAUGAUGAGGAAGAGGAGGUGGAAGAAGAGGAAGAGACAUAUGAUGACAUUGAACGAGCUACCACACCUCCACCACCACGUCCUGGGCCAGCAUCUGCACCAGUUACAACAUUACUGAAUCUGGGACAAACCCCCCAAAGCAGCCGUGAGGAAGGGAAGGACCAAGCAGGAACUCAGGAAGAUGAAGAAGAGGAAGAAGAGGACGAAGAGGACAUUUAUGAAGUGCUUCCAGAUGAUGAAAAUACUGACAAUGCGGAAGAGUGGACUGAAAAGUCUGGGACUUCAGAUUAUGCAAAUUAUUACCAAUGCUUGUGGGACUGUGAAGCUGAUGGACCCGAUGAGUUGGCCUUCCAGAGAGGAGAUGUCAUCUACAUCCUUAGCAAGGAAUAUAACAUCCAUGGAUGGUGGAUCGGAGAGCUGGAUGGUGCUAUUGGCAUAGUCCCCAAGGAGUUUUUACAUCCUGCUUAUAUUCUAUGAGGUUUGCUUUUUGUGAAGAUCACAGAAUGUUCAGUGUUAUAACACUUCAACACCUGUCAUGGUUUGGAAACUGGCAAUAAUUAGAUUAGAAUGUAAAUUCAAGUAAAAUUGCAUUUUGGUCCAUUUCUAGAACCUAAACCCUGAGACCAAAUCAGUUUUUUUGUAUAUAUGCCUUGUUAUAUACUGCAUGAUUAGUGUACACUAAGAGGCUUGUCUAAAUCGGUCACGGUUUUCUGAUUUGUUCAAACAUAAGCCACAUUUCUGCAAAUGGUAUACAUGAGAAAAAUGUUAGUAGUGCAAGAACUUAUCACUUAUCACAAAGUCUGUGUUGUAUUUCACCAGCAUAAAUUAUUGAAU